AUGGGUUUACUCGCGCUUGGCACACCACUGGCAUGGCCAGAAGCAAAAAAGAGAGCCGGCCAGGUGAGGGAAUGGGGUAUCGAGCAACUACUCGCCAUAUGGAAGAAGGCCCGGGGAAAGGAGCGGGAUGCGCUGUUGUGGGGUGAUGAGGUUGAAUAUCUCGUCGUUGCGGUUGACGAUAAGGAGGAGAAAGUGCGGCUGUCGCUGUGCCAGGCAGAGAUCCUCAAGGCACUUGCGCAGGAUGCAGAGCUCUCCAAGAAGACUGCUGUCAACGGAGACGCUUCAGAAAAGGAGCCUCUGCCGACUUUCCACCCUGAGUUCGGCCGUUUCAUGCUCGAAGCCACACCGGGGAAGCCAUGGGGAAUCGGCUUCAAGGAACUGCUCAAGGUGGAGUCCAACAUGAAAUGGAGACGAGUUACGGCUAAGAACCAUAUGGCUGCAAACGAAUACCCCAUCACGCUCACUACAUUUCCCCGUCUGGGGUGCAGUGAUGACUUUACCUGCCCAUCAUACCCGCUGUCAGGUCCAGCUCUGCGCUCACAGUUUGUACCUGACGAGAUAGCAAACCCUCACAUCAGAUUCCCGACUCUGGCUGCCAACAUCCGUUCGCGCAGAGGGAGGAAGGUUGAGCUAAACGUGCCCGUGUUUAGAGACAUAAAUACCCCAUGGCCGUUCAAGGAUCCUACAGUCAACUACGACCUGCAUAACUGGCCGGAAGAUGACGAUGUGCGGAACGGAGCCGCAAAGGAAGGCCAUGUAUACAUGGAUGCCAUGGCCUUUGGAAUGGGUAGCUGUUGUCUACAGAUUACCUUCCAAUGCAAAAAUAUUACCGAGGGGAGAAAACUAUACGAUCAGCUCAGUCCUCUGGGCCCCAUCAUGUUGGCUCUAACCGGGUCAACACCUGUAUAUAAGGGGUUCCUGGUCGACACCGAUGUCAGAUGGAACCAGAUUGGCAAUGCAGUUGACUGCAGAACACGAGAGGAACUAGGAGAAGUUCCCCUUAAGAACGACAGAUGGCGCAUCCCAAAGUCGAGGUAUGCGUCGAACUCAACAUAUAUAUCACAAGACCCCCAUUUACGGCCUGAGUACAUGGACCCCGACCUCGUCAUCGACGAAGAUAUUAAAAAGAAACUGAUGGACGGUGGCAUGGACGAACUCCUCGCAACUCACUUCGCCCACCUGUUCAUCCGCGACCCCAUCGUCAUCUUCAACGAAGAUCUCCAGGAACUCGACCUCACGAAGACAGACCACUUCGAGAACCUCCAGUCAACCAACUGGCAGCACAUCCGCUUCAAACCCCCACCCGCUGACAACGACAUAGGCUGGCGCGUCGAAUUCCGGCCCAUGGAAAUCCAAAUCACCGAUUUCGAAAACGCCGCCUUCAGCAUCUUCAUGGUCCUAAUCACCCGCGCUAUCCUAAGCUUCGACCUAAACUUCUACAUCCCCAUACCCCGAACAACAGAGAACAUGGAGAUAGCCCACGCUCGUAACGCCGUGCUUGAUGAGAAAUUCUAUUUCCGCAAGGAUCCUUUCCCACAUCGGUAUCCGAGAUCCCAGCGUCAUCAGCAAUCCCGGCCCCCGUCACCUCCCGGUGGUUCGGCCUCCGACCCGCCCUCACCACCUCCUUCAACGACACCUUCGUCUCCGCUCCUACAGCCCAUUGAGUCAGAGUACACUCUCAUGAGCGUUAAUGAUAUCAUCAACGGCUCCCCAGAUGGGUUCCCGGGCCUCAUCCCGCUGGUAGAAUCAUACCUAGACAGUCUCAACGUCGAUGUCGAGACGAGAUGCGCACUAGCCAAAUAUCUCGACCUUAUCCGUCGUCGUGCAGAUGGUUCGCUUUGGACCAACGCCAAAUGGAUAAGGGAAUUUGUUGCAAAGCAUCCCGAUUAUAAGCAGGAUAGUGUUGUUUCGGCCAAAAUUAGCUAUGAUCUCGUCAAGGCCGUGGAGGAGAUUACGGAGAAGGAAGGGAAGGAUGGAAGUAUAGGGUGGGAAAUGUUUACUGCAAAGAAACGGUAA
Messenger RNA from Nannizzia gypsea CBS 118893, 2016 nucleotides. RefSeq names its product glutamate-cysteine ligase. Gene Ontology annotation, molecular function: glutamate-cysteine ligase activity. The record is from RefSeq and is a predicted model, not a curated record. Bases 1 to 2016 code for a protein of 671 amino acids. Gene Ontology annotation, biological process: glutathione biosynthetic process. Gene Ontology annotation, cellular component: glutamate-cysteine ligase complex. The transcript has 7 exons. Lineage: Eukaryota; Fungi; Ascomycota; Eurotiomycetes; Onygenales; Arthrodermataceae.